AUGCCUCGGAGAGCCCCCUUGCCGCAGCCCUGUUCGUCGCUCCUUGGCGAAUCUGUUACAAAAGAAGCUGACGAUGAUGAUGGUGAUGAUGAUGAAGAAGAUGAUGACGAUGAUGAUGAUGAUUCUGAAGUUAAAGAAGAAAACGGUGUAUUAGUCUUGAAUGAUGCAAACUUUGACACCUUUACUGCAGACAAGGACACUGUGCUUCUGGAGUUCUAUGCACCAUGGUGCGGGCAUUGCAAGCAGUUUGCUCCUGAAUAUGAAAAGAUAGCCAAAACUCUGAAGGAAAAUGACCCUCCUAUUCCAGUUGCUAAAGUAGAUGCUACUGCAGCCACUUCACUAGCAAGUCGUUUUGAUGUCAGUGGCUACCCAACCAUCAAAAUCCUGAAAAAAGGCCAACCUGUUGACUAUGACGGUUCUCGGACAGAAGAUGCAAUUGUGGCCAAAGUCAAGGAAGUUUCUGACCCCAAUUGGACCCCUCCACCAGAAGCUACCCUGGUAUUGACCCAGGAUAAUUUUGAUGACGUCGUGAAUGAUGCUGACAUAAUCCUUGUGGAGUUCUAUGCUCCGUGGUGUGGACACUGCAAAAGGCUUGCUCCAGAAUACGAGAAGGCUGCCCAGGAGCUCAGCAAGCGCACACCUCCUAUUCACUUGGCUAAAGUCGAUGCCACUGCUGAAACUGAGCUUGCAAAGAAGUUUGAUGUUUCGGGCUACCCAACUCUGAAAAUCUUCCGCAAGGGAAAACCUUAUGACUACAAUGGUCCACGGGAAAAAUACGGUAUUGUCGACUACAUGAUUGAACAGGCUGGUCCUCCAUCCAAACAGAUUCAGGCUACCAAGCAGGUACAGGAAUUUCUGAGGGAUGGGGAUGAUGUCAUCAUCAUUGGUGUCUUUAGUGGAGAGAAUGACAAAGCCUAUCAGCUCUAUCAGGAAGCAGCUAACGGUUUAAGAGAAGAUUACAAGUUCCAUCACACCUUCAGCAAUGAGAUUGCAAAACUAUUGAAAGCAUCUCCAGGAAAACUGGUUGUCAUGCAGCCAGAAAAAUUUCAGUCAAAGCACGAGCCCAAGAUGCAUGUUUUGGAUCUUAAAGACUCUACAGAUGGAUCAGAGAUUAAAGAGCACGUGCUAAAACAUGCUUUGCCUCUAGUUGGUCAUCGCAAGCCUUCCAAUGAUGCUAAAAGAUAUGCUAAGCGUCCUCUAGUGGUUGUCUAUUAUUCUGUAGACUUCAGUUUUGACUACCGUGUUGCUACCCAGUACUGGAGAGGGAAAGUCCUGGAAGUGGCCAAAGACUUCCCUGAAUACGUGUUUGCUGUGAGUGAUGAGGAAGAUUAUUCGUCUGAAAUUAAAGAUUUGGGCCUGCUUGAGAGUGGAGAGGAUGUCAAUGUUGCCAUUUUGGAUGAAGGUGGCAAGAAAUAUGCCAUGGAGCCAGAAGAGUUUGACUCCAGUGUACUCAGGCAAUUUGUGCUGGCAUUCAAAAAAGGAAAACUGAAGCCUAUUGUGAAGUCCCAGCCAGUGCCAAAAAAUAACAAAGGGCCUGUGAAAGUGGUAGUGGGUAAAACAUUUGAUACCAUAGUAAUGGAUCCAAAGAAUGAUGUUCUCAUAGAGUUCUAUGCCCCAUGGUGUGGACACUGCAAGAAACUAGAACCAGUGUAUAUGGAGCUAGGCAAAAAAUACAAGAAUGAGAAAAAUCUAGUUAUAGCCAAGAUGGAUGCUACUGCCAACGACAUCACAAGUGAACGCUACAAAGUGGAGGGAUUCCCCACUAUCUACUUUGCUCCAAGGGACAAGAAGAACAACCCUAUUAAAUUUGAAGGCGGGGACAGAGAUUUAGAGCAUUUGAGCAAAUUUAUAGAAGAGCAUGCGACAAAACUCUCCAGAACAAAAGAAGAGCUUUAGAUAAGAUGAGGGUGUUGUAUGUGGUAGUUAAAAGCAAGUUACUGACAAAACUUCGUGAGAGAAGAAUUAAGCAGUUUGAGCAAGGAAAUUCUUGAGCAGUAAAGCAAUUGCAGUAUCUUUUUUUUAUAUGGCAGAAGUUUUUCUGGACACUGAACCUCUUUUCUGAUAUGAAUGUCUUACGUUAGUCAUGAUUUUGAUCUUUGGAGAAAAUACAUCCUUUAUUUUUUGUGACUAUCUUAAGCUUGAUUCUUUGACUCCAGUGCAACUGUUGUGGGGUUUGGUUGUUUUGUUGUGGGGUCUUUUUUAAGUUAAAGAUAUUACCAAAAAGAGUGAGAACCAAAUGCCUCUGCCAAACAGGUUUCUUUCCCUUAUUUGUUGGUAUGGUUAGUGGAAGGAAGGGUGUUUUGAGCCAAUCUCUCUUCUGUUAUAUUUCUGUAUACCCAUUCAUGUGGCUAUCACUGUAUGCAUUGCUGAGGGUAAUAAUGGAGGCUUUCUAAAGUGUGGAUGAGUGAUUCAGUCCUACUGAGAUAAGACAGUGACUAGCUAACUAAACGUGGUCUAGACGUGUGUGCUUUUGCUCUGUGCCCCUCUGUGGAGAGGGUGAUGCUAAAAUAGCAGUUUUUCUAAUUUACCUCUCUUUACUAGUCCAUAUUGACCCAUUUAUAUCUUAAGUCUUCCCAAGCGUAUUUUGGAGUAAUCAGAGUGUGGUAGAAAGAACAUGUAGUGGGUGGUAAUGCUUGGAUUCUGGUGUCAGACCUGUGUUACUGUUUCCGUUCCUUUUGUAGAGAGGAAGUGUUUGGUAGUGAUUCUUCUUAGGGAAGCAGACCGAGACCUUCUGAUAGACUUUGUCCUGUGGCAGUUACUGCAGGUACAAAGGAUGAUCACAUCUACUCCAUGCUCCAGUUGACAGUAUGGGCGUUUAAAAGGGGAUUCUGAUUUUGAAUGUCCCAGUUCAAAUAUGUCCAUAAAUUUAUGGGACAUGUUGGGGUGGCAGACUUGCGUACUCUGGAAGCAGUGUCUGCUUCUCAGAGCUGUGAUGCUGUGGUGUGUGUGACCUGAGUGUCACCGAGGCGGUUUUGAGAUGUAGUGCUUCUCUCCUAGCAGUGUUGUUUUCUGUCUUGCAAAAGACAAAUAUCAGUCUUCCUUCAGCAUUUUCUUGUUGCAUUAGCUUUCAACUCUGGAGGUUGUGUGAAUCUAAAACCACUGCCCAAUCUUUUUUUUUUUUUUUUUUUUAUUCUCUGGGGAGAAGCAGCCUUCUAUGUAGCAAGGGUAAACUCAUGUCCAGGAGGUGGCGGUUAAGAUACAGUCUAAGGACCCAAAAGGGCCUGCAAGGGGGUACAUAAUCCUUCUGCACUUUGCCUCACUGGUGAAGGGGUGUACCUCUGCCCUGUCUUAACAGAGGACUGUUCCCCACUGACCAUUAGCCACAUCUUGCUGUCUAGGCUGUUAACAAACUGUUAUUGCAGAGGUGUAUGCGACUGUGAAGGCUUUCUCUUACUUAGCAACUUAUCUGAAGCUAGUGAGCAAAGCUCGCCAGCAUAUUAUGAAAGAAGGGUAUGGUACCACAUCUCCACGGAGUGCUGGGGUGUGCUUGAAUGCCAUUCAGCUCCUGUUUAUCAGCAAAAGCUGGGAAGUGCUAAGCAGCUAUGCAGGAUCAGUUCUCAAUUGCUGCUUUGUGUUAGAGCAGUGUAAUAAUUCACUUCGGGCCCUGGCAUUGUCAGUCUCCUUCAUAGUAGAAGGCUUUUUCUCUACAGUCCUCUAAGUGUACAGAUGUGUGUUUAUGCUUAGAGAAUAUUUCACCUACAAGACACUUACCAAGUGCAUUAUCUUUCCAUCACUUGCCACUUCUGUUUGCAGCUUUUCUGUGGAGCCUUCAAAGGCCAUGAUCUGUGAUUAAAUGUCUGUGCAUAGGCAACAGGACUGAAGUCAGACUUAGCUGAGCACCAACUUACAUUAGAGGUGACUUUUUCCAGCUUUAGAAAGUAUACAUAAGCCAAGUAGCAAGUUCUGUUCUGUGUGCCAGCUGAGAUCAAUUCAGUUGUUCAAAGAAGUAGGCACAGACUUUUAAAAUCCAUUCUUAAACAUAGUUCAGUUUCUAUCUCUAAGCAGAUAACUCAUGUAAUACUGCAGGGAACUAAAUUGCUCCUACUUAUUAGUUAGCUGCAGGCUUGUAGGGAUUUAUUCCAAAACCAGUGUGGUCUAACCAACAGGAGCACAUGGAUAAAUACGGAACACGUAGAAGGGAAGGUGAAAAGUCCCUUAUUGGUGGUGGGUACAGUCAGAGCUUGAAGCUCCGUUCUUCUUGGGACAGUGUCAAAGUUAAUUAUGAGUUUCUUGCCUCUCUUCUUGCAGGUGUGAACAUUGUCUUUGCCAAUGCUGUGCUGUUUCUGUAGACGUCUUCCUCCUAGAAGGAGUGAACACCACCCUCCCCAGCCUGCUGGGAGCCCUCAUGGCAGUAAAAGGCACAAGGCCCAGGGGAGUGUCUGAGGUGUGCUUGUGUGGUGCUCUUACCAGCUUGCUUUUCCCUGCCUUUGCAGGUGGAGGCAGCCUGGUACAGUUACUUUGGGGCUGUGCUCAAAGACCUGAACUUUGUUCUGGUGCAGCAGUGCUCUAGUCAGAGCUACACAAGGAAGAGGAGUACACUAGUUGUAGUAUUGCUAACUUAAUUUCUUGACAACUGUGAGCUGCAAGAGCAGGCAGUGUUACCCCAAGUAGAUUAUGGGUUUCGGUUAUGAGCAGGAGAGGAAAUGAGGACUUUAUCCAUCCUUACAUUGAUAUUUUCUGGUGGUGUUUCCUGUGAGUCCUUGACUGUGCCGCACACCUUGGCAUCUGCAUGCUGUAAUUGAUAUAUUUAUCUUGAUUGCUUCCCAGGAAGAUGAGAGGGUAUUGUUGUCUUUCAGCUUUGAGUGAAGUCAUACCGGAAAGCAAACUGCUUUCCUUAGGUCCAGUGUCCUGUACCCUGCUGUGUGCACUACCAACAUCACAUCAGCUUUGCGAAACUCAUUGGGAUGGCUACAUCAUUAGGCCUCAGUUAAAGCUGUCUACCUGACAAGUUAUUUUAAUGUGAUUGAUGCCUCUUAAGGGGAACAGGUCUUACCAUCUUUUGGAAUUUCUAUUAAAUGCAUUAUGCAUGUCUGCUUUUCCCUUCCUGGUGCAUUAGGAUGCAUUCCUAAGCAUCCUGAACUCCAUUAAUGUAUUACCUAAGUGCCACUGACUGGCUUUGGUGUUCCCUUCUUACAGAAGGAGAAAAAUAAAUUGCAUGCAGUGUAAAAGAACAGGGGUGCCCCCUCACUUGUUCUUGCCCUAUGCUUAUGCAGCUGUGGGUAUUGCUUCUGAUUAUCCUUCCAAGUAGAAGAUAUCCUGCAGUUUAUGCUACAGCACAGGACCGACAGUUCCCAGGUAGGCUCUGAGGAGCCUGGCCUGGUGUGAGUAUCUCCCAUACACACGUGCUCUAGAAAAUAAAAAAAAAUCUUCUGUGAAUUGCAGUACAUCUUUAUGUAGUCAGACUUGAGACUUCUUCAGGGAAAGGAAGCAUCCCUGAAGGGUCAUGGACGAAGGUAAGCAGCAACUCUAGCACAGUCAGUGAUCCCUGAGGAGUGAGUUCAUCUGUUCUCUGUCCAUGGGACACUUAAGGUGACAGUAAAUACCUGCUUGGGAUCUUGAUACUGUGUUAAGUGCUAGCUUGUUCAGUACUGGAAGAGAUUGAUAAUAGUAAAGGGACAUGCCUCUUCCCAAUCAAGUUUACUCAUCAAGUUUAUUCUUGGUUUCUACUUGAAAUGAUUUUAUACUUCAAAACUGUUAUGGUGAUACCCACUAUAUAGGCCUAAGACUUGGUUGGUAGCUAGCAGGCAUGGCACUGCAGAGCAGAGACUACUCCACAAAGUUUAUCUUCCCUGUUGUACAGAAGGUUAUGUGAGGAAACAGGCUUCUGAAAAGUAGAACGUGAAUAAGAAUACAUGAUACGGGUUAAAGGCUUUUCAGAAAGUAGCACUAACUGUAGUGGUCAGAAUUCUGUCCUUUCUUUUGCGGUAGGCAAGAGAAGCUACUUCAAGCUGUACAUGCUCCAAAAGGCUUUUUGGCGACAGCCUGCACUGGAAUGGACAAGGAUCAGAGGAUUGAGUACUGCAGUCUGUACGCUCAGCCCUUGAUGUGGGGUAAUGAGUACAUCAAGCUUUGUGCAAACAAGAAUGUAACCCACUUAGUCAAACUGGUACAAAGCCUUGUAUUUAAGCUAUGUGGCUUUGGUUUGCUGCACUUAGGUUGCAAAACUCCCUUUUCAGUGCAGACCAGGUGUGAUGGGAUGAUCUGUGAGCAACCCUACAAAGGCACUGAAAUGCUGUAGUAUCUUAACUUGAAGUUGCCAGGCAUUUCUGGGACUUUAGCUAGUAGUGCUGUACAGCUUGAAGUAUGGUGAUGUCGCAGGAAUCGCUGCACAUCACUGCAAUGCAUUUGUCAAGGAAGGGCUCACCUUUUCCUGCCUGGACCCAUGGUAGGUUACAUGCAGCCAUGCAGACGUGGGCAGGGGAAACAUUUUCUUGGUGUGUGCAACCUGUCUUGAUGUCUGUGCCCAGAAUCCUACAAAGCUCACAAGUCAGCUUUUUUUCCUGUCAACUUCUUUGGCAGUUGCUCUGCGCUAAAGCCGGCUCCUUUAGACACAGCUGUGCAUGCUCUGAGGGCGCAGACUGAUGUCAUGUUAAUGUUAGUGCUGGAAUUCCUGUGCCAUGAACAGCUGGUUCUCUAUGGAGCCACUGUGCUGUUAUCUCACCCUUUGCAGCAUUGCUUUCUACACCAUUCCUGAAUGUCUGGGCAAGCUCUGUACACACCGUGAAAUCUAAAUUAACAUGUCUUUACAGAGGCUGGGUGAGACUACUUGGAUCUGGAAGGACAUGGCUGUUCUCCUGUUUCAUUUCUGCAUAUAGAGAGGAAGAGAUCUGCUCUGUGAAUUGCCAUGAAUCCUUACAUUAGAAAGGUGGAAAUUUCAGCUUCAGAAAUGCUGUUUGUUCAAAUCCCAAGCUGUGUGUGGCUUGAUUAACAAAAUGGUAAAGGAGAUAAAGCUAUGUUUAAUCCAAUCAUGCAAAGAAAACCCUUAUCACAAUCAGUAACCCAAUCCUCUGAUGGAUUUCUGUACGCUGGGGUUUUGAACAGCCAAGUGUUUCUUCAUAAUGAAAGCUGAUGCUUGUCAACCUGCUCUUGAUUAAUGUCCUCUUACUUGCUUUGUCUAAAUUAUAGUAGCCUUCUUGAAAUUCACGAUGUUUUGCCCUACAAUAGGGGAGAAUUAUUCUGCAAUAGAGCCUGGUAAAUUGCUGCUCAGAAUGAUAGAAGCAGAGUAAAAGAAAAUACAGCAGAAGCUGGGCUCAGAAAAAAGCAAAUGAUAACUCAAAUUUCCAUAAAGUCGGAGAAGUCAAGGCUAGACAGGACCAUUUACUCACCUAUUCUGAUUGCUUUACAUAUCAGGCCACAAGUUUUCAGCUAUUUACUUUCCAUAUUUAGCCUAAUAACUUUAAUAUUUAGCAUUUAGCCUAUGCACCUGUUCCAAAAAGCAAGUAUGCGACACAACCAAAGCUCCACAACUCUGUUAGGUGCUAAUGCUACACUAAUACUGAUUUCUGAACCACAGAAUGCAUUCAGGAAAUGGAACACAUGUCUUGAAGAUGGUACUGCUUUGAGUAAGGAAGGGGGUUUUGCAUUCACUAGCCAUGUGAAAUACUUCAUAUGUUACUUUUGAUAAUGCCCUUGGACAGUAGAAUUUAGUCAUAUAUUUUAAUGUGGGGCAUGGCUGGGGGUUUUUUGUGCUUUAAGUUGGUUUUGGUCUCUUACAGUCUCAAGAUAACAACUAAAGGAUAGCCAGUAAAACUCCACUAGCUUAAUUAAGCUGUAGCAAUUCCCAACCAGCAGAUGUUCACAGAGGGCAUAGUGACAGGUGAGUUGAGCUUUGUUCAAGAUCUCUUCAACAAGCCUGAAGGAGCAGUAACAGACCACAUAACUACAGCAGAUGCAGGUUGAGAGAGGUGUUUAUUGGUGUACUAACAAGUCUAUUUAAAUAUAAGUGGCCUUACUAAUCUUCCUGCCUAUUUAUAUUUCUGAGAGAUCGCUCUUAAAGUUCAGUUUGGUCAAAACAGCCACUCUUUAAAUACAAAAGUAACAUUUUAAAUAAAAAAAAGUCACAGUGGGCUUUGUUUUUCAUUCUUUCACUUCCAAGAUGCACCAUAACUAUUAACGAGAUCCUUGAAGCAUGCUGUUUUCUGUGGCAGCACAGUAGUGGGGGGUAAGGGUUGGCAAUUCCUCGUACUGCAAGCUGUCCAAAAGGAACAGGUAAGGAUCAAAAAGUCUUUAUUUGGUUACAGUGAUGUGACAGCAGCUUCAGUGGUACGAGCAAUUCAGGGUUUUUUGUUCAUUUUCCUAAUGAUGCAGCCUGUUUUGCUGAGAACUGUGACAAUGGUCAACUUUCAUCAGCUGUGACAGGACAAGGGGUAAUGGUUUUAAACUGAAGCAGGGUAGGUUUA
Messenger RNA from Egretta garzetta (little egret), 8399 nucleotides. It is a transcript of the gene PDIA4, whose product is annotated as protein disulfide isomerase family A member 4. The transcript has 10 exons. Gene Ontology annotation, molecular function: protein disulfide isomerase activity. The record is from RefSeq and is a predicted model, not a curated record. Gene Ontology annotation, biological process: protein folding; response to endoplasmic reticulum stress. Gene Ontology annotation, cellular component: endoplasmic reticulum lumen; cell surface; endoplasmic reticulum. Lineage: Eukaryota; Metazoa; Chordata; Aves; Pelecaniformes; Ardeidae. The coding region runs from base 1 to 1896 and encodes 631 amino acids.